Messenger RNA from Letharia columbiana, 315 nucleotides. RefSeq lists its product as uncharacterized. The transcript has 2 exons. NCBI's taxonomy places the organism in Eukaryota, Fungi, Ascomycota, Lecanoromycetes, Lecanorales, Parmeliaceae. The coding region runs from base 1 to 315 and encodes 104 amino acids. The record is from RefSeq and is a predicted model, not a curated record.
AUGGCUACGACUUACUGGGAGAAAAUAGAGGACUGGCUAGCUAACGACACCGAUUCUUUGAAAUGGAGGGCCGAGUUCAAGUACUUGAUGUUCCUAACACCGAAAAGAAACUUCCACCUGGACGAGAAACGGAAGCGUUACGACUUUGAUGCUCUUGAAGGCAAAAUACAGCCGCGCGUCAUCGUGUUCAGAGCACCUCCUGGCAAAACAAGCUUUUUGAGCGUCAGGAUACUCGACGAGGGCCGAGAACAUAUGGUAGGCGGUAUACUCUGGGAUAUCUUCUCAACCAUGGACUUGCCGGCCGAAGGAGGCUAG